This is a messenger RNA of Dermacentor silvarum, 1793 nucleotides long. It is a transcript of the gene Cluap1, whose product is annotated as clusterin-associated protein 1. Gene Ontology annotation, cellular component: centrosome; cilium; intraciliary transport particle B. The record is from RefSeq and is a predicted model, not a curated record. Bases 138 to 1322 code for a protein of 394 amino acids. Gene Ontology annotation, biological process: cilium assembly. Lineage: Eukaryota; Metazoa; Arthropoda; Arachnida; Ixodida; Ixodidae. The transcript is spliced from 11 exons.
UUUCGAUUGAGGGAAAGCGAUCUUCGUAGGCGACGCCUUUAAGUGCAGUGAAAAGUAAAACUGAGCAGCCUAGUUACAAUUCUAGUGCAAUCUAGCCUGGUUAAAAGUAGUUUCAAAUACAGCGUGCAUAGAAAACAAUGUCUUACAGAGAGCUCAGAAAUUUCACGGAGAUGACCAGGGCGCUUGGCUACCCAAGGUUGAUUUCGUUGGAAAAUUUUCGGACGCCAAACUUCCCCCUUGUAGCUGAAAUUCUGCGCUGGCUCAUCAGCAGGUAUGACCCCGACAUCGAAGUACCACCCGACAUUGACACGGAGCAGGACAGGGUGGUGUUCAUCAAAUCUAUCGCCCAUACAAUGGCCACAAAAGCACACCUAAAACUGAACACCCGCAAGCUCUACAUGGCAGACGGCUAUGCCGUGAAGGAGCUAUUAAAGAUCACUGCUCUGUUGUACGAUGCCAUGAGGGCCAAGUCCGGGGAUGAGGAGUUGGAUGGUGGUGAUCAGACGGUUGCUGUACCUUACCAAAACUAUGAUGCAGCGUCCAAGUUUUCUGACCUCAAGAUGACACGCCAGCUGGCCUCCGAAAUAACACAGCAGGGAGCUGUGCUCUAUGACCGGCUCGCCAAGGAAGCAGAAUUGAAGGAAAUCCGAACUGCCACUCUGUCCAAGCAGCUGGAAAUAACGGACAUUGAAAAGUGCCUUCAGGAUGCCAUCAAGGCCGUAGUCGAGCAAACAAGUGAGCUCCAGCGUCGGAUCGAAUCCGUGGCAUCCGAUGAAGCCAACCUCGAAGCCAAAAUUGAGAAGAAGAAAGCCGAACUAGAGCGAAACCAGAAGAGGCUCGCCACACUCCGGGCAGUCAGACCUGCAUUUAUGGAUGAGUACGAGAGAAUCGAGGAGGAAUUGUCCCAAGUCUAUGCGGCGUACAUAGUCAAGAUACGAUGCCUGGCCUACCUGGAGGAGCAACUCGAGGAGCUCGAAAAAGCUCAGAAGAUGGAGUUUGCCGUACAUGAACAGAGGAUGAAAACAGCAGCACGGCAGGGUGACCACAGUUUGGCCAACAAGCCAGAGUAUGGUGAGACUUUAGGACUGGGUGCCACAGAUUCCGAAAGCCAAGCUGCGGCUGGAAGACUGCUGUUUGGGUCCAUGGCAGGUGGUGACAAGGUGCUUGACUCGGACUCCGACCUUGACCUUGAAGGUGAGGAUGAAGGGUCUGACGGCUCCUCGGACGACGACCUCGAGCUGGACCUUGAAGCCAUGGGCGGGAUCAAGCCUCCCAACAGGCGUUCCCAGUCGCAGUUCAUUGACAGCGACAACGACUUUUGAUGUGCUCGUGAUACAAUUAAAUUCCAGCGACAUUUGCGUUACACAGGUCCACUACGUGCUAGCCAUAUAUCAUGACCAAUUACCUAGUCCAAACAAAAAUUUAAAGGAUAGGUGUACAAAAGUGCAUGGUGAUUAAUUACAAGACGGCAAAGACUUUUUACAGUAAACAUGUUAACAAUGUGACAGUGUGUUGAGCCAUCUUGAUGCGGAGAAAUUCAAGAUUAAGGUUGUGUAUUGGACUGAACCUUGCAGGCAUUGUGCAUGCCUGUCUCAAUCACUCUCAUGGCCUGCACAUGCACAGAGCUAUAAGUGAUCGCUUUUGUACUACAUGUGCUUCUUUUCUUGACACCAUAACCAAUGCUGGUUCAGUGCCCUAACCACCCUCUAUACUGCAGCACCUCUUGUAGCUUGGAUGUCGCCUCAGGACGUUAAACUACAUCAAUAAGUCAACACCUAAACUGCAAACCGAAA